GAGCCACCGGAACCGUCUCCAUUCGUUCCGUCCGUAAAAUAUAAUUUACUUAUUAAUAAUAACGAGCUCCGCAAACGGGGAAUUGCGGUUCGUUUCAGACUGUUGCAUCUGUCCGCAUUAAGUCAGUGUUAUGACCCGUUAGAACGGAUGAUAGGGAAUAGUCAACGAUUAUUUAUGCACUAGUGACACUCUGAAAUUUUAUUCCCAUCGGGUUUUUCUUCCUCGUGUUUACGGAAGUUUGAGAGAUAUUUCGUCACAUUUCCAGGAGUUUACACGCAUGUGAGGUGAUGAGUGGUUGUGUGGCUCACUAGGGAUCAAUGGAGGAAGCCGGACGCACUCACGUGUCACUCGGAGCCUAUCACUGACAAUUGUUCAACGUUUUCUGCUGUUGAUAGAUAGAUAAUCAUCAUGGGUUCUGAGAGAAAGGGGACCUACAAGGUGGAGUACCUCCAGAAGAUCGAGCGAGAGGUGCAGGAGAAGUGGGAGGCUAAGAGGGUUCACGAGGAGGAUGCACCCAGCGCACCCAGGAAAUCCGGGAAUGAAAAGUUCAUGGCUACUUUUCCAUUUCCUUACAUGAAUGGACGACUUCAUCUCGGACACACGUUUUCGUUGUCGAAAUGCGAAUUCGCAGUCCGUUACAACCGCCUUCUCGGCAAGAAGGUCCUCUUCCCCUUCGGCCUGCACUGCACGGGAAUGCCCAUAAAAGCCUGCGCAGACAAGCUGAAACGCGAGCUGGAGCUGUACGGUUACCCCCCGCAAUUCCCCCAGGACGUGGAGACCUCGGAGGGCAUUCCCGACGACAUAAUAAUGAAGGACAAAUCGAAGGGGAAAAAGAGCAAAGCAGUCGCCAAGUCCUCCUCGGCGAAGUACCAGUGGCAGAUAAUGCAGUCCCUGGGUCUGCAGGACGCGGAGAUCCGCAACUUCGCUGAUGCCGCGUACUGGCUCGAGUACUUCCCUCCCCUGGCCGUCCAGGACCUCAAGUCCAUCGGUCUCCACGUCGACUGGCGCCGCACGUUCAUCACCACCGACGCCAACCCCUUCUUCGAUUCCUUCGUGAAGUGGCAGUUUCGCCACCUGAAAGCCAGGAACAAAGUGAAGUAUGGAAAGCGCUACACGAUCUUCUCCCCGAGGGACAAUCAGCCCUGCAUGGACCACGACAGAUCGUCGGGGGAAGGCGUCGGCCCUCAGGAGUACACCCUCAUCAAGAUGAGGGUCCUCGAACCCUUCCCUGGGAAACUAGCCACUUUGGAGGGGAAAAAGGUCUCUCUAGUCGCUGCAACCCUCCGCCCUGAAACGAUGUACGGCCAGACUAAUUGCUGGGUCCACCCGGACCUCCACUACAUCGCUUACACCCUUGCUAAUGGUGAGGUGUUCAUAUCGACGAGGAGGGCUGCUCGAAACAUGUCUUAUCAAGGAUUCACGAAGACUGAAGGUCAAGUAGACGUGGUGGUUGAACUGAGAGGCCAAGAGAUCCUGGGACUGCCCCUCAGUGCCCCCCUGACGAUUCACAAAGUCAUCUACACCCUCCCAAUGCUGACGAUAAAGGAGGACAAGGGAACUGGCAUCGUCACCUCAGUCCCCAGUGACUCCCCCGACGACUACGCAGCCCUAGUCGACCUCAAGAAGAAGCAGCCCUUCAGGGAAAAGUACGGAAUAAGGGACGAGAUGGUCCUCCCCUACGACCCUAUCCCCAUCCUCAAUAUCCCAGAGUUCGGAGAUCUCUCCGCAGUGACGGUCUACAAUCAGCUGAAGAUCCAGUCGCAGAACGACAGGGCCAAGCUGCUAGAGGCCAAGGAGAUGGUGUACCUCAAGGGUUUCUACGACGGAGUUCUCCUCGUUGGUGAGCACAAGGGGAAGAAGAUCCAGGACGUCAAGAAGCUGAUCCAGAAGGAGAUCAUUGACGAGCAGGGGGCUGUCAUCUACUACGAGCCAGAGAAGACCAUCAUCUCGAGGUCGAAUGACGAGUGCGUGGUGGCUCUCUGCAACCAGUGGUACCUGAAUUAUGGCGAGGAGGCCUGGAAGAAGGAGGCGGAGAAGUGUCUGGCCAGUCUCGAGACCUUCCACGACGAAGUGAGGAGGGGCUUCCAUGCCACCCUCGACUGGCUGCACGAGUACGCUUGCUCCAGGACUUAUGGCUUGGGGACCAAACUACCCUGGGACGACAACUGGCUCAUAGAGUCUCUGUCGGACUCCACUAUUUACAUGGCGUAUUACACGAUUGCUCAUCUUCUGCAAGGUGGAACCUUCAAGGGGGACAAGGGAAACAUUCUCAACAUAAAACCCGAGGAGAUGACCCCGGAAGUCUGGGACUACCUCUUCUUCAAGGACGCCAAGUUCCCCGAGACCUCCAUCAAGAAGGAAUCACUGGACUUGAUGAGGAGGGAGUUCCACUUCUGGUACCCGGUGGAUCUCAGGGUCUCCGGGAAGGACCUGAUCCAGAAUCACCUGACGUAUUACAUUUACAAUCACACUGCCAUUUGGCCGAAGGAGCCUGAGCUGUGGCCCCAGGGGAUCAGGGCAAAUGGCCACCUGAUGCUGAACUCUGCGAAGAUGUCGAAGUCUGACGGCAACUUCCUGACCCUUUCUGAGGCUGUGGGCAAGUUCUCGGCGGACGGGAUGAGACUGUGUCUGGCUGACGCUGGGGACUCGGUGGAGGACGCCAACUUCGUUGAGACAAUGGCAGACGCUGGGAUCCUUCGUCUGUUCACGUUUAUUGAGUGGGUCAAGGAGGUCCUGGGGAGCGAGGGGAACUUCAGGAAGGGCGAGCCCAAGACUGUCAAUGACAAAGUGUUCGUUAGUGAGAUGAAUUUGAAGAUCAAGGAGACUGGGGAGAACUUUGGCAAGAUGCUGUUCAAGGAGGCUUUGAGGACUGGCUUCUUCGAGCUUCAGGCUGCUAGGGACAAGUAUCUCCAGCUGAGUGCCCUUGAUGGGGUCCAUUGGGGACUCGUUAUGAAGUAUAUUGAACUCCAGACGGUUCUACUGGCGCCGAUUUGUCCCCAUGUUUGUGAGUACGUGAGGGAGAUCGUGGGACUGGGGAGUGUGCUGGAGGCCAGGUGGCCUGAAGUUGGACACAUUGAUGAGGUGCUCAUCAAGUCCUCUCAGUACCUAAUGGACGCCGCGCACUCCUUCCGAAUCCUCCUGAAAAAUCAUUUCACUGUGAAAAAGCCUGGAAAGGGAAAAACCGAAGUAGCUCCCGUUGAAAAACCGAAUUUCGGGACAAUCUGGGUGGCCAAGUCGUUCCCCACGUGGCAGAGUAUUGUCCUAACCACGAUGAAGGACCUCUGGGAGAAGAAUGGAAAAGCCAUGCCUGAGAAUAAAGUCAUUGCUGCUCAGCUGGGGACCAAGGGGGAACUGAAGAAGUACAUAAAGAGGGUGAUGCCCUUCGUGCAGACGACGAGGGAGAAGAUGGAUACCCUGGGGAUUGCUGCUCUCAACCUCACGCUGGACUUCGAUGAGGCGGAGGUGCUCAAGGGGAGCCUGGAGUACCUGAAGAGCACUCUCGAUCUGGACGAGGUGGAGGUCAAGUUCACGGAGGAGGCGCCUGAGAAGACCAGGGAGGAGUGCUGUCCUGGGGCUCCCUACAUGAGCUUUGCCAGCACUCCGGGGGUUUUCGUCACUGCUGCCAAUCCCCAGAAGUGCAGUGGGAUGUUCAGUAUGACUGUGAAAAUUGCGGAGGGAAAUACUGGGGCUGAUGUGGCGAGGAAAAUCGUCAAGGAUAAUAGGAGCAUCAAAGAUCCGUCCUCAGUUCUUCUCUACCGUUUCGAGGAUCCAGUCCUCGGCCCCAGGACAAUUCCCACAAGCCGGGACAUUCUGAAAGGAAAAGUCUUGAUCCCCUCAGACGCAGUAUUCUCCAUAAAUACUGACACAAACGCUAUCACUCUGAAAGUAGGAGAAUCCUCCUACGAGGUCGGGAGUGAUAUUUUGUAUUACGUCAAGGAAAACACAAACUAGUGACUCAUUUCAUCGUUUCACAGCAAAUAACAUCGUCAUCGUUAAUGAAAUUAAACUAUUUAUUUUCGAAAAAUACAAAAUGAUGCUGAUAAAUACGAUAAACAGAGUAUCAAUUA
Molecule: messenger RNA, 4067 nt
Organism: Diachasma alloeum
Lineage: Eukaryota; Metazoa; Arthropoda; Insecta; Hymenoptera; Braconidae
Gene: LeuRS
Product: leucine--tRNA ligase, cytoplasmic
Exons: 7
Coding region: 409-3951 (1180 amino acids)
Biological process (GO): leucyl-tRNA aminoacylation
Molecular function (GO): aminoacyl-tRNA deacylase activity; ATP binding; leucine-tRNA ligase activity
Source: RefSeq, a predicted model, not a curated record